Molecule: messenger RNA, 4450 nt
Organism: Corythoichthys intestinalis (scribbled pipefish)
Lineage: Eukaryota; Metazoa; Chordata; Actinopteri; Syngnathiformes; Syngnathidae
Gene: hdac7a
Product: histone deacetylase 7a
Exons: 26
Coding region: 362-3262 (966 amino acids)
Biological process (GO): negative regulation of transcription by RNA polymerase II
Cellular component (GO): histone deacetylase complex
Molecular function (GO): transcription factor binding; histone deacetylase activity
Source: RefSeq, a predicted model, not a curated record
CUAUUUCUGUCAGCAGGAGUGUGACGGAGGCGGAGGAGGAGAAGGAGAAGGGGGGACGUACCGGAGGGGCCGGACUUUCUUUCAGCAACUUCGCCGCGACAACUCUCUUUUCUUCCUCCUCCUCGGCUCCGUCGUAAAGGCUGCUGACACCAGCACUGCCACCUCCGGUUCAGGUUUGCCGCGGAUGUACGGACUUUUAAGUGGAUUAACCGCAACGAGUUUUGGAUUCACACGGUUCAAAUGUUGCCUUCCAAGAUGGAAUCAGCACCCAAUGCGAACAUCAUAAAGCUAUAAAGAAGGGCAAUCCAACAUUUUUCAUCAGGUGGCAGAUUCCUCCGUGUUGUGCGUCACCUCAUUUCCCAUGGACCUCAGGGUCGGUGAGCGGGGGAUGCGCCCUGGCUCUGACACGGCACUCCUCACACCCCUGCACCCUCCGUUGCUUCUCAGCCCAUUCUCCCCGCAGACCCGCACCUCCUUUUCCCAACAGCAGCUUCAACAGCACAUUCGGUUUAACAUGGAGCAGAGAAGACGUGAACAGGAACACCAUGAGAAGCAACAAGAAUUGCAGCAGCUCAAAAACAAAGACAAGAGUCAACAAAGUGCAGUGGCCAGUUCUCUGGUGAAACAGAAACUCCAGGAAGUCAUUUUGAAGAAGCAAAAGCAAGCGGCACUCGAAAGAACAAGCUCCAACACAUUGAGUCCUACAUCAGUAACAUACAGAAAACUGGGUCCUGAACCAAGCAUUUCCUCACAAACUCUGGUCUCAUCGCCCUCAAUGCCUUCACCUGAGGGUGCAGAAGGGACACGUCUGCGAAGGGCAGCAUCGGAGCCCAAUUUAAAAGUGAAGCACAAGCUGAAAAAACAUCUCAACACCCGCCAGAGCCCACUCACUCGCAAAGAAAGCGCUCCACCCACUGUCAGACACAAAGUACCUGAUACUCUGGCAGAUUCAUCGCCCAGCAGUAGCAGCACUCCAGUCUCCGGCUGUAGUUCCCCAAAUGACAGUCUUCCCACUGAAAACGGGCUAGUGCCAUCUGCUGGCGGCCUCUCACACGAGGCACAGAAGCUGCUUCUCAGAGAUGGCACUCUGGCAAACUUCACCAUCCAGAGUCCUUCCACUCUGCCCACCAUUACACUGGGACUACCAGCCAAUGCCAGGGUUGAAGGUGAGCUUUCCCAUCUGAAGCUUAGUCGAGGGCCCCUGGUCACAGCCGGAGCUCCACAGGUGUUGUUGCCCCUAGGCAGAGAAGAUCAAGCUGGGCAGCUCAGCUCACGACUUCCUGUUAUCAUCUUGGAGCCUUCCGGAUUGGUACAUGCGCCACUACUCACUGUUCCAGGACUCGAAUCAGUCCCACUUCAAUUUUCCCCCCAUUUGGACCAACUGUCUCCAGGUGGCGCGCAGGCCCACAAGCCUCUCAGCAGAACACGUUCAGAGCCCCUCCCGCAGAGCCCAAGGACCCUUCACUCACAUCUACUCCAACAGCACCACAACACGCAACUACUAGAGCGAUUAAAACAGCAGACUCACCUUGGCAAGCUCAUGUCCAAGUCCAGUGAGAAGCCUAGACUGCAUCAGAUACCUUCGGAGGAUAUGGACUCUGAGGAUGGCGGGGGAACGUCGCCGUCAGAACCAGCCUAUCAGAGCAGAGUGAGGGAAGAUUCUCUGAGGGAGGUGGAGACGGCAACAUCCAGUAGUCAAGAGCAGAUCAACCUACAACAUGCACUCAUACUAAACCAGUCAUUACUUUGGGAACAGCAAAAACAGCUGCAGCAGUUGCAUCGACAAAUGGAGACCCUGGCGGUACCGAUUCUCCGUAGUGGUGGAGGCGGUGCGAUCUGCGGCACGUUGGGUAUACAUCGGCCUCUGUCACGAACACAGUCCUCCCCGGCUUCCACGUCUCUCACUUUGCCCGAAAAACCUCUUAACCUGACCGGGCAGGAGGCCAACAGUAAAUCCCGCUUCACUACUGGCCUGGUGUAUGAUUCUCAGAUGCUAAAGCAUCAGUGUGCCUGUGGAGACAACAGCAAUCACCCAGAGCAUGCUGGUAGAAUACAGAGCAUCUGGUCCCGGCUACAGGAGAGGGGCCUAAGGGGGCAAUGUGAGAGCAUUCGGGGUCGUAAGGCAACUUUGGAAGAGCUGCAGUCUGUCCAUACAGAGCGUCACGUCUUGCUUUACGGCACCAACCCGCUCAACAGGCUCAAACUGGACAACCGCAAACUGGCAGGAAUCCUUUCUCAAAGGAUGUUUGUCAUGUUACCAUGUGGAGGUGUAGGGGUUGACAAUGAUACCAUCUGGAAUGAGUCGCACACAUCAACAGCGUCACGCAUGGCGGCCGGCAGUGUUGUCGAGCUGGCUGUCAGAGUGGCCAAGGGUGAGCUCAAGAAUGGCUUUGCUGUGGUCAGACCACCAGGGCACCAUGCAGACCCGUCCAAUCCAAUGGGUUUCUGCUACUUUAAUUCAGUGGCUAUCGCUGCCAAACAGCUCCAACAGAAACUCAGUGUCAGCAAAAUCCUCAUUGUUGAUUGGGAUGUUCACCAUGGUAACGGGACCCAGGAAAUUUUCUACAGUGACCCAAGUGUCCUUUACAUGUCGCUGCAUCGCUAUGAUCAUGGCAACUUCUUUCCUGGAAGUGGCUCACCUGCUGAGGUUGGGUCUGGUGCUGGUGAGGGCUUCAACGUGAAUGUGGCAUGGACAGGGGGACUGGACCCUCCCAUGGGGGAUGCAGAGUACCUUGCUGCUUUUAGGACCGUGAUGAUGCCCAUCGCCAAGGAGUUUGCCCCAGAUGUCGUUCUGGUCUCCGCCGGGUUCGACGCUGCCGAGGGCAACCCCGCACCUCUUGGAGGGUACAAGGUCUCGGCCAAAUGUUUCAGCUUUCUGACUCGUCAGCUGAUGUCCCUAGCAGGGGGCCGUCUGGUUCUGUCCCUUGAGGGAGGUCAUGACCUCACAGCAAUCUGCGAUGCAUCGGAGGCUUGUGUCAGUGCACUUCUUGGUGCUCAGGACCCGCUGUCAGAAGAGGUCCUGCUCCAGAAACCGAAUGAUAAUGCUAUCCGCUCCCUGCAGACGGUCAUACAAAUCCAAAGCCAGUAUUGGCAGAGUGUGAAAGCUUACAGUGGCUCCGUGGGUCUGUCCUACCUGGCUGCUCAGAGACGAGACUGCGAAGAAACGGACGCUGUUAAUGCUCUGGCCUCGCUUUCUGUGGGAGUUCUUUCCAGCAAGAGCCUUCCAGAUGAGCCAAUGGAACAUGACAGCGGCACCAUGUGACCAAUAGCCUCGUUCAGCUCACCUUCGGGAACAACGCUGGCCACACCUGUAGCACUGGAUCUCCAGUACUCCUCACGAGCAUGACAGUAGGCGGCGAGGGCAACCGGUCUGCCUCACUGCCACACAGACACAUAAACGUGGUAUAAGCACCUCAACGCUGAGAAGCACUCAGCGGUAACCUUGUGAAACCUCACCAAAGAGCAAUACAAGACGUUUUACGAACUUGACUGACAAUGAAUUGUGCCUUUUGUACCGCACAACAGCUCUGUGAAUACACACACACAUUAUUGAAAUGUUUCUCCUUCAGCACUAUGUUGCAAAUGCUGUCUUUCUUGCCUCAAGUUUGCCUUAAUGUUCGGACCAAGAACCUCAUCUAAUUGAGGAAUUUAGACCCCCUUUCACCCUUCCCUGCUUCAUGCCACAAGCGGCAAUAGAAUUAAAUGACUGACAUCAGGUCGUAGCAUGCACACAAGUACACGCAACUGUGGAGAAAAUAAGGAACAUUGUCUUUUAAUAAUGUUCUGAAAGCAAUUUGACCACUAGGAGAGUAUGAAGACACAAGAAUAAGGGCAAAGGUCCUUAAUGCUUCAUUGCACUGUUCAUUCCUUAAUGUGAAGUAUAGGAAUUUCCAGAGCUCGGGGAAAAAAAACAAUACUCCCACUAACAUUUUUUUUUGUUUCUUUACCAUGUAACUGAAUGCUUCGUACAUUUAUCGUCAACUCUCAAUUUCUUAUGACUUCUUAAUGACAUCCAUGGACCCAAAUACUGUUGAACUUAAUAUCCCGUGAAAAAUAGCCGCAUGUUCUUUCACUGAUGUAAUGUUUCUAUCCCAUCACCAUCUCUGUGUACCACUCUAAUAGGUAACAGCAACCAUGAUGCACUUGAAUACAUCACCCAAGCAGAACUGCAUACUUUUGGAAAUAAAACCACGUGAGGAUAUAUAAAUCAUAGGAGGAAUGUGCGUUUUUGACUAUACAGUGGUACCUCAACAUACGAUCUUUUCGGCAUAAAAUUUUACUCGCCAUUUGUUUUUACCGUCCCUGACAAGUCUUGUCGCUUAUCCAUUUUGUAGAAACAAUUGCUAAUAACCUGACUUUUAAUUAUUCCAUUAGUUUCAGAAGUGGCUCAUAUGAAAGCUAAGACCCUUCCAAAUGAUGUUGAAUGUACAAAAUUAUAUUUGUUUAAUGA